Elaeis guineensis (African oil palm) is the source of this 1711-nucleotide messenger RNA. RefSeq names its product metacaspase-1. Gene Ontology annotation, molecular function: cysteine-type endopeptidase activity. The record is from RefSeq and is a predicted model, not a curated record. NCBI's taxonomy places the organism in Eukaryota, Viridiplantae, Streptophyta, Magnoliopsida, Arecales, Arecaceae. Gene Ontology annotation, cellular component: cytoplasm. Gene Ontology annotation, biological process: proteolysis.
GCAGAAAGUCUUUGCCCUCCCCUUCUUUUUUCUUCCUCGUCUUCCAGGCUUGUCUCCCGGCAGAGCUCCGAUUACAGCCGUCCGUCCACCAUGAUGAUGCUGAUAGACUGCUCCAGCUGCCGUACACCGCUGCAGCUGCCACCGGGGGCAAGGUCGAUCCGGUGCGCCAUUUGCCAGGCUAUCACCUACGUGGCGGAGCCCCGGAGCUCGCCCCCCCCGGGUCCCAUUACCCCCCGCAAGGCCACCCCGCCCCCAUCGCCGGCGCCGUGGCUCCCGCCGCCGGCAGCCCACGGGCGGAAGAGGGCGGUCAUAUGCGGGAUAUCGUACCGGAACUCGCGGCACGAGCUCAAGGGCUGCCUCAACGACGCCAAGUGCAUGCGCUACCUUCUCAUCAACCACUUCCACUUCCCCGAGUCCUCGAUCCUUAUGCUUACAGAAGAAGAAAGUGAUCCAUAUAGGAUUCCAACCAAACGAAAUAUAAGGAUGGCAUUGUUUUGGCUUGUACAAGGUUGUCAACCUGGAGAUUCUUUACUAUUCCACUACUCUGGUCAUGGUUCACAGCAAAGAAACUAUAGUGGGGAUGAAGUUGAUGGCUAUGAUGAGACCCUAUGUCCACUGGACUUUGAAACACAAGGAAUGAUUGUUGAUGAUGAAAUUAAUGCAACCAUAGUCAGACCACUUCCUCCUGGUGUUAAGCUUCAUGCUAUUAUAGAUGCUUGCCACAGCGGCACUGUAUUAGAUCUACCAUAUCUUUGCAGAAUGAACAGGAGCGGACAAUAUGUAUGGGAAGAUCAUCGCCCACCGUCUGGUAUCUGGAAAGGUACAAGUGGUGGUGAAGUCAUCUCCUUCAGCGGUUGCGAUGAUGAUCAAACCUCCGCUGAUACCUCGGCUCUGUCAAGGAUCACCUCAACGGGUGCGAUGACUUACUGUUUUAUUAAAGCCAUCGAGCAGGAACAAGGACACACAUAUGGAAGUAUGCUGAAUUCCAUGCGAUCAACCAUCAGAAACACCAGUAAUGCAACGAGUGGUGGUCCUGUUACAUCACUCCUUACCAUGCUGUUGACUGGAGGCAGUCUAGGUGGUGGGUUGCGACAGGAGCCACAACUGACUUCCAACAAUAUGUUUGAUGCAUACAGCAAGCCAUUCUCUUUAUGAAUUGCAUUCUUGCCAGCCUUCUCUUAUCGCAAUCAUGCAGCAUGUUCCAUUCCUUCUUUAGCUGCUUCUUCGCAGUUUCAGUGCACUAAGGAUUUGGUGAUUUUAAGGAUGCCCUGUUUACAUCUACAUGUUGAUGGUUCUGUUAUUUUAGGUACAAGUUAAUAGUUCUUCUAUUAUAAACUCGUGUAAUACAUAUUUUAAAUAUAUUAUCUUUUCCGCAUGGCACAAUCCGACAACAGUCAUUGAGAUAAAACAAUUCUCGGCAGGUUUAGUGAAUUAAUUAUCAAGUUCAGUACCAUUUAUGUUAGUGAGCUGAGAGUUGUAUAAUUUAUGUGACCAGCUCUGCAUUUGAAAUCAGCUCUCCAUGCAAACUUCGGGGCAGGCAUCUUGCCGGGGAUGAAGGAUGAUAGAACCUUUCAUAAAAAUUAAAAAGGCCGUUUGGCAACUAGGGAGGCUAUAUUUUUGGUUAAAUAUUUGAACUCUUACAACUAGAGUAUUGUAAGACAUUUGAUAAACUAUGCAAUUUGAAGUAGGAAGAAUUAUUUUGUUGGUCAUA